AUGUCUGGCAAUACCAACCCCGGCAACUUCGCCAACCGUCCCAAGGAGGAGGUCCAGGAGAUCGCAAGCAAAGGUGGUCAAUCCAGCGCCGGCGGCUUUGCCUCGAUGGACCCUGACAAGCAGCGUGACAUUGCUUCCAAAGGAGGCCAAGCAUCCAGCGGCUCCUUCGAACCGGGCAGUGAAAAGGCCAAAGAAGCUGGAAGAAAAGGCGGCUCUGCUACCGGAGGAUCGAGCUCUUGA
This is a messenger RNA of Capronia coronata CBS 617.96, 240 nucleotides long. Its product is annotated as conidiation-specific protein 10. The transcript has 2 exons. The coding region runs from base 1 to 240 and encodes 79 amino acids. The record is from RefSeq and is a predicted model, not a curated record. Lineage: Eukaryota; Fungi; Ascomycota; Eurotiomycetes; Chaetothyriales; Herpotrichiellaceae.